CAGCGGGGGGUGGGAAGCAAAACCCUGAGUUAAUCCGCCCCGAGACCCAGCUGAGACCCACGCACACCCUAUGUAUCAGUAUGCACCUGAGAGGAGUCCAGUGCAAAUUAAAGUGAAGAUAACUAACGACAGGUGGGGGCAGGAGUUCCGAGAUAUCUCCGCUUUGCUGACGGAUACAUCAGUUCUUUUUAUUGAAAGCAAUCCGGGCACGCAGAAACAAUGGGCUGAAGCGGAGGAGCCCGAGCUGCGGCUGUUGCUAAGGGACAAAACAGCAGCCAGCGGAGCAACCAUCGCACAACCAUCACGCUGAAAGUGCGGUGUGUGAGCGGGGCUGAGCCGGUAAAACGGGAAUUCCAGGUGGAAAAGGACUUAGUACUGCUUGACUGGGAAUACUCCGCGGUCUUCUACGUACAACGCGUGAGUACAGCACCGGUAGAGCAGAGUAGAACUGAUAGUAUUUACCGGUUCCCAUGUGCCUGGUGUGAGUAGCACUGACAAUCUAACUGAAGUCAGCUGGGAAAGCAAACAGCCAAGCAAAGAGCCUUCGGGCAGCAGCUCCUGUUUGCAGCGGCUCCUCCUCCUCCCCGCCCCGUCUUCUGCAACUUGCAGCCGGGCAGCGCUGUGGGCUGAGGCUGCACCUGUAACAGCCAGAGGAUGCACGGCUCUGCUCUGCGACCUUUCCUGGUGGCUUAAGGGAAGAGAAGCUGAGUUCGGAGGUUGAGGUUCGGCGGGUGAGAGCUGAGUUCAGAGCGUUGCACAAACUGAACUUUGCAAACAACUCCGUCUUGAUAUUUCUGGACCCUGCGGGAAGACCUUCCUCCGCGUUUGAGCCAUGAGCGGCUGUUCUAAGAGAUGCAAACACGGGAUUGUCAAAUUUGCUCAGACGAUUUUCAAGCUUAUCACGGGCACUCUCAGCAAAGAUAAAAUUGAAGAUGAAUUAGAAAUGACUACGGUGUGCCACAGACCCGAAGGCUUGGAGCAGCUUGAAGCACAAACCAAUUUCACUAAAAGAGAGCUUCAAGUGCUUUACAGAGGAUUUAAAAAUGAAUGUCCUAGCGGGGUGGUUAAUGAAGAGACAUUCAAACAGAUCUAUGCACAGUUUUUUCCUCAUGGAGAUGCUAGCAUGUAUGCACAUUAUCUCUUUAACGCAUUUGACACUGCACAGAAUGGCUCAGUGAAGUUUGAGGAUUUUGUGAUGGCGUUGUCCAUUCUGUUGCGGGGAACAGUUCAUGAAAAGCUAAGGUGGACGUUUAACCUGUACGACAUAAAUAAGGAUGGCUACAUAAACAAGGAGGAGAUGAUGGAUAUAGUAAAGGCAAUCUAUGAUAUGAUGGGAAAGUACACGUACCCAGUGCUGAAGGAAGAUGCUCCAAGGCAGCACGUAGAAAUGUUCUUCCAGAAAAUGGAUAAAAACAAAGAUGGUGUUGUAACUUUAGAUGAGUUUAUCGAAUCGUGUCAGGAGGAUGACAAUAUCAUGCGGUCCUUACAGCUCUUUGAGAACGUAAUGUAACCAUGCCUGGAAAGCACAGGAAGAGUCAGAGACUGCGUGUGUAACAAAGACCUCCUUUCUGGGUGAAAGCCUUUUACAAUUCAGCCAUGUUCUAUUCAGCCAGCGUGUGAGGAUUUUGUAUGACAUCUCCAACCAAAUGGCAACUGAAUGCAACUGAUCCCAUCUCUCCUCCUCGAGAGACAGCGGUGGACCUCUAUUUUGUUUUGGAAGCAUGCAAAUACUUUAAUAAAACCUGACGAGAGAGCUGCUGCUCGAAGCUCAA
This is a messenger RNA of Coturnix japonica (Japanese quail), 1772 nucleotides long. RefSeq names its product potassium voltage-gated channel interacting protein 1 (gene KCNIP1). Gene Ontology annotation, molecular function: potassium channel regulator activity; calcium ion binding; transmembrane transporter binding. Gene Ontology annotation, biological process: regulation of potassium ion transmembrane transport. The record is from RefSeq and is a predicted model, not a curated record. Gene Ontology annotation, cellular component: voltage-gated potassium channel complex. NCBI's taxonomy places the organism in Eukaryota, Metazoa, Chordata, Aves, Galliformes, Phasianidae.